AUUCGUGUACUUGCUCGAUCCACUCUCCUGUGGUCUAACAUUCCCUCCAUAUCAUUCUUCUCUAGCACGACAUGCCAGUGCUUACUACUUAGCUUUCUGCACUACACACCGUCAACGGAACAAGCCCUUGGUAUUAGCAUCGAUUGAGCUGCGCACCACGAGCUCCAAGAUAGGAGAAUAGGCUUCAGUCUCGUACACCCAUCAGUGUUCUCUCAGUCUAAUGUGAGUUACCGAAGUCUUUCGUACGUAAACAAUGAUAGGGUGUAUGAGGUGGUAAAGCUAAGGGUAACCGCAGUAUCAUUCUCAUUGCUCUUUCAGGCGACUGGCCGCUUACGGUUGGCAGCUGUCGAUACCUUCGCUUUGAGCGCGGAAGUCCCAUCAUCAUGACCAGUAACCAAUCGGGUCGUUCUGAUAAUUCGAAUACGAAUGCUUCAGCAGAUCAGGCAAACGCUGGUAGAACGAAUGGAGACAGACACCAAACCCAAGGCAGCACUCAGGGAGACAGUGAAUUGGUUUCCGAAGCUUCUGUUCCUGUGGGCACUCUGAGGGUCUCGAAUGGUCGUGUGACAGGGGAAGAAUACCAAGAGUACUAUGAAUAUAGUCAAAGUGAUAAAAAACCUAAUGGGACGCAGUGAUUCGUCUGCUUGCAAGGUUCUAGCCAAUAGCAGACAAGCGAAGGAAUAUUGUUCUUCCGACACCUAAAUUCAUAGAAGUGCCCCGCAUGCACCGCCACGUCUUUCAUUGAAAUGAUCAUUAAUGCACGUGUCAUGUGGAGACGUUAAAAGCUCGGCGCCUGCCUGUGCACCA
This is a messenger RNA of Exserohilum turcica Et28A, 807 nucleotides long. RefSeq lists its product as uncharacterized. The record is from RefSeq and is a predicted model, not a curated record. The transcript has a single exon. NCBI's taxonomy places the organism in Eukaryota, Fungi, Ascomycota, Dothideomycetes, Pleosporales, Pleosporaceae. The coding region runs from base 384 to 635 and encodes 83 amino acids.